UAAAACCUACAUCUGUAAACCUAACGAAUAAAUUGAAGGUCUUUUCAUCUGGCACUCAGUAUAAUUUAACUUGUGUGGUUGCGGGCUCAGUACCAGAUACGGAGAUACGCUGGACUCAAAAUAAUCGACCUUUUAAAAGAGGAGUGUUAACGACAACACAAAGUAAUGGCAAAGUCUUCUCAACCUUAUCAUUCCAUCCACAACCCGAAGACGAUGGCACAAUGCUGAAGUGCGAAGGUUCCAAUCCGCGCUUGCAAAACUCGGCAAUCGAAGACUCACUUAUGUUAAAUGUUAUGUAUCCACCACAAGUGACACUGUCGUUGGGCUCAACACUCAAACCGGAUGACAUUAAAGAAGGCGAUGAUGUUUACUUUGAGUGCCAUAUAAAGGCCAAUCCAAAGGAGCAUCGCAUUACGUGGUCACAUGAUGGUAUUCCUGUCACGCAGAAUGUCUCGUGGGGCAUCAUCAUUUCUACUCGUUCGCUUGUUCUACAACGUGUUGCACGCGUACAUGCUGGUUUCUAUGCGUGUGCAGCGGCCAACGACCGCGGCGAGACACAAAGUUCAAUGGUGAAUUUGCGAAUACGCUACGCGCCCGUCUGCAGUACUAAUACAAUGAUUGUGAUUGGCGCUUCGCUAGAGGAGGCGGUGCCUAUACCUUGCCGUGUUAAUUCCGACCCACCGGAAAUUGAUUUUGAAUGGACUUUUUCAACGAGCGGCGAACACUUUGAAGUACCAUCAGGCCAUUAUGCGACGAUACAGGAAGCCACGACCACCGGUGACGUACAUCGCACUAUAAUCGAAGCGAACGAUACACACUUUGAGACUUAUGUAGAAACCGUAAGCGAAUUGAUAUACACGCCAAAGGGGGAGCGAGACUAUGGCACACUGGCAUGCUGGGGCCAAAAUUCAAUUGGCAAACAAUCAGAGCCGUGUUUGUUUCAAGUAGUGCCAGCAGCUAAGCCUGGCGCGUUGCGCAACUGUACGUUGCGUCCAUAUGUGGUGACCUCCGCCUCGCUAAACUCAUCGAAUCAGACAACAAUGCAUGGCAAUCAGAUGGUGCCGGCACAAUAUGGCCGACACGAAUCAAAUUUUCCGCAUAUGGAGUAUGUACGUGAGCGUAAUAAUAACAAUAGCAACAACAAUAAGAAUGGCAAUAAAAUUCACAAUAGCGAUGGCAGAGGCAACAACAAAGCGAGCAGCACUAGCAAAACCAAUAAUAAAAUCAGCAGCAUUCUUAAUAAGCAACCGCAACAGCGAAAAAAUAAUGCAAAUACAUUGAUUGGUCAGCAGCAACAGAAAUUGCAUCACCAACAACAAAAACAUUGGCCGCCACAAGUAAACGAACAACAACAGCGACAACAACUGCAACGCCUGAAAGAACGUACAUCAUUUACACCAUCUCAGACACUGGCGGCAAUCAAGAGACAACAACAACAACAACAGCUGCAACGACAGCAGCAGCAACAAAAACAUAACAAGGAAACAUCAUCAUCAUCAGCAGCAGCAGCAGCAGCCAUCGCAGCUGAAGCGUCCGCAGUAGCUGGAGCUGACAUUAACAAAAAAUUGCUGGCAGCUGCAACGCGUAAGCCAGCGACUUUGGAGGGUACAGAUGCCGCAGGCAACUUAGCCACGAUGGCGUAUAUCAAUAACAAAACUGAUGGAUUACCCACGAAGAUGCGAGUGGACAGCAAACAUCGAGUGAAACGUGCUGCUGAUAAGCAUGCAACAACAGCUAAACAGCACAACAAGAACACCAGUUCGAGGCAUAAGCAAAAGAAGAAGAUUCACAAAGAGGCUGCGUCAGUGAAGGAGCUACAGCUACAGCAUUCAAGAAAGCUAACUUCAAAGCAGACGCAGAAGAUGAAGAUGAAUGUGAGCAACAAAAGGCAAAAAUCAAAUUUAUCACUGCCAACAGUUGGUGAUGAGGCUGCGGCUGUCGUCGUCAAUGGCAGAAAUGUGCAGAACAAGGGCAACAACAAGCAAACGCCAGCGACGAAAUACUACAAUUGGCGGCGAAAAAAUACGCACAAACGUGAGGUGGCACCAGUGAUGAGCGAAGUAAUCCAUCAUUCAACGGUAAUGGCAACGGCAAUGCCAACAGCAACAGCUAUAUCAAAGGAAACGGAAAAGGAAGCCAACGAAGCAUCAGUGGAUGAUGAAGCAGCUAAAGUUCACGAAGAAUUGCGACUUACCAAGAGAGAAGCAGGUAGUACCGCGGCAAAUGUGUAUGAGCAACAUGCAGCUUACAAAGGAGAAAUAAGCGCAGAUUUAGCGCCAGUAAAAGUGUUUGAAACAGCUGCAACCAACGACAACAACACAAUCACACUCAGCAGCAGCACUUUUGGCCCACCAAUUGGCAAUUUCAUCAACUCAAAGGCGAAUAAUCAAACACACCAACAAAAUGUGCAACAGCGCUCACAAAUAGAGCUUCAGCAUGAAUCAGCGCCGCCGCUCAUUGCCACAGAUGAUAUAGCAGCGUCCGCCACAAGCUCAAUUGAUAAGGUGCGUAUACGCAAAUCUUUGACGGCCAAAAAUGUUGGCGCAACUGCUCGUGUUAGCAGUAGUAGUAGUAGGAUUAAUGCUGACGGCAAAAGCGAACACCAUUUCUCGCAGUACAGCAAAGUUAGCCAUCACGAUAACAAUUUUACCCAAAACAUCAACAAAGUCAACAAUAACAAUGCAACACCCAGCGCGCCAACUAGCGCGCUUCAAAUAAGCAAUCACGCCGUUGCAUUUCAUCAUCAAAAGCAACAACAAUAUGAACAAGAACAGCAACGCACAACAAAUGGUAAUCGCGGCAUCGAUGUUAUUGGCAUGCAACGCGCAAUUAAUGAUCUAGCCUCCAGCUCAGAUGAAAGUGACAGAGCAGCAGAAAUUUUUGGUAACAAAUUUGCUUAUGAAGAUGACGGUGAUGAGAUUGACAUGCCAGCCGAUGAAGUGGCUGUUGGCGCUGAUGGCAUGGAUAAAGAGUCGGACGGCGAAGUGGAUGUUAACACCGCUGAAGCUGGCGCUGGUGUUGAAGCUGAUAUUGAUGCAGACGAGACCGACGAUGGCGAGGAUGCGGAGCUAAAUAGCUUCAUUGAGGUGGAUGAGGAGCUAUCACCACCCACUCUGAGCGCCCUACGGAGUGAGUUUCGUUUGCCGUCAGCCGAUAUAGCAGAUGCGGCAGAUGGGCCACAUUUCGAUUACUCACGCAUGGAAUAUAGUUUUAGUAAUGGCAUUGCUACGCACAGUCUGGUCGGCAGCAAUGGUAAUGGGCACGGUCUUGGUCUGGAUGGCAUUAGCAAUGGCAACGGUAUUGGUGGGGGUGGGGGAGGUGGUACUAUCAAUCUGGAAAAUUACGAUAACAUUGUUUACUCAACGAUGGAAUUGGAAUGCAUGCCGGGCUAUGAUGGUGGUCUGCAGCAGCAGUUCUUCCUGGAGGCAUACGAUUCGAAGACGAAGAAACUGCGAUUAAAUACGACGAGCACAUAUGCGGAUAUACCCAUAUUUCGUAUCGAUUUGAGUGAUCUAACUUCCAUGGAUUACUAUCCCGAUGCCAAUCCAGCCCUGCAUCUGGUAGUAUACAGCGCAAAUCAGAAAGGUCGUUCCGAACCAAUCGUUUUAGAAAAUAUUCCGAUAAAUGAAGCUGAAAAACGACAAGAUGGACGUAUAGCUUCUAUUCUACCUCUCGCAGCGCUUCUUACCGGCACUUUGUUCACCGUAGGCAUUGCGGUACUCUUCGUGGUGGUUAUUGCCGUGCGCAAGCGACGCUGUCAGGGUGGGCGAAAUCUUUGCGACGAUAAGGAUAAGCAUUUAGGUAUGGAUGUUACAGUGACUGCACCACUGGAGACCGGCGCUGGCCAUCAACGUUUAGUUGUUGCUUACACACUUAAGCAGGGCAUCGAAAAGCAACCGGAUAUUUUGAAUGCGCAAAAGAGUACAACCGGAAAUGAGACAUCAUCACCGCUUGGCAAUAGGCCGGGUGGUUUGUACCUGGGCGGAAGUGGUCCUGCGGGUAGUAAUUGUGGCGUUGCUGGCAAUAAAUCAAAUUUUACCACUGUGGCGAGCACAAAUGCAACGGCGGACUAUGAUACCGCCGCAAUCAGUUACAACGAUCCGGGCAGCACAAACGAUCCUCUCAACAGUCCACCUUCACAAUCAAGCACCUUAAAAUUGGGCUCGGAAGUGCGUAAGAACUAUCAAAGUCCACAGCAACCACUACUCUAUGACGCUUUGCCGCUGAGCCGUCACGACAUCUCGCGAUACGACCCGCUUGGCCUCAACUACGGCGGCAGCAAUAGUACACUAAAUUCUGCAGGUAGUGCCGGUACCGCAUCCAAUAAUAUAAACAAUACACCAACGGCUGGAACGACGUCCCAUUCUUUAAUGCAGAAUAAUCUGAGUAAUGGACCUUACGUCAAUCAUCAUACACUGCCGCAUCCAUCUGUCACAGCAGCAAAUUCCAGUCUACAUCACUUGCAACAACAACAACAACAGCAGCAACAACAUCAAUCAACAUUGCCAGCUGAUGAGCAACUAUCCAUUGCCGACUAUCUGGCAGCAAGCAGUCUAAUCGAUUAUAAUUUAAGCAAAGCGGCUGCGGGCUUGCCACCCAGUAUGACAGGUGGCGGAGGUGGCAGUGCUCACAUGACAUUGCCCAAAGGUUUGGGCAUAGGCUCAAUACUGGGUAUAGGCGGUAGCAAUGGCACGCUAUUAACGCAAAGUUCGCACACAGCGAACACACAUACACCAACAGCAACGAUCACACAAAAAGCGAACGCAAAUCGGAAUCAUAUUAUUACGGACACAUUACCGGGUCCGGAGAGUUGUGUUUAAAAUGUGUAGAGUUAAAGAGAAANAAAAAAAAACAUGGAAGGAAACUUACUGAAAAUACUAAUAAGUAACUAAUACAUACCUACAUAUUUGGCGACGAAAAUAAAUGAAAAGUUAGAGCGAUAACUAUCAAUAUUUUCGCUGAGUAAAAACAAAGACUGGUGCAAAACAAAUACAUACAUACUACUCAUGUAGUUGAAAAUUCUUGAAAAGCAGCGUACAUAUACUGUAUUGUACAAAUGCACAACUGCACACAAUCCAGUGCAAUUGUUUUGUAAGUCUAAAUAAACUAUAGAAAUAAAGUAGAGUGUAUAAUUUAGGAGAAUGCGAAAUGAUGGUAACAAAUA
Molecule: messenger RNA, 5164 nt
Organism: Rhagoletis zephyria (snowberry fruit fly)
Lineage: Eukaryota; Metazoa; Arthropoda; Insecta; Diptera; Tephritidae
Source: RefSeq, a predicted model, not a curated record